This is a messenger RNA of Olea europaea var. sylvestris, 651 nucleotides long. RefSeq names its product alpha-dioxygenase 1-like. The transcript is spliced from 4 exons. The record is from RefSeq and is a predicted model, not a curated record. Gene Ontology annotation, molecular function: heme binding; peroxidase activity; oxidoreductase activity, acting on single donors with incorporation of molecular oxygen, incorporation of two atoms of oxygen. NCBI's taxonomy places the organism in Eukaryota, Viridiplantae, Streptophyta, Magnoliopsida, Lamiales, Oleaceae. The annotation marks the transcript as partial. Gene Ontology annotation, biological process: response to oxidative stress.
GGAUGGGAGUGCUAUUUAUGGUAGCAAUGCAGAAACUUUACAGAAAGUAAGGACUUUCAAGGAUGGAAAGCUCAAGAUUUCAAAAAAUGGCCUUCUUCCUCACGAAGAUGGCCAAGUUAUUUCUGGUGAUGUUCGUAAUAUAUGGUCUGGUCUCUCCACAUUACAUGCCCUGUUUGUCCAGGAACACAAUGCAGUCUGUGAUGCCUUGAAGAAGGAAUACCCUGAUUUGAAGGACGAGGAACUGUAUCGGCAUGCAAGGCUGGUGACUUCAGCUGUGAUUGCAAAAGUUCACACAAUUGAUUGGACAGUUGAGCUUCUAAAGACAGACAUGUUACGUGCUGGAAUGCGUGGAAAUUGGUAUGGAUUGCUGGGGAAGAAGUUUAAAGAUACAUUUGGACAUGUUGGAGGAGCCAUAUUGGGCGGCCUUGUGGGAUUAAAGAAGCCUAACAAUCAUGGCGUCCCAUAUUCGUUGACCGAGGAAUUUGUGAGUGUUUAUAGGAUGCACGGCCUCUUACCAGAUACUCUUCUUCUUAGGAAUGUCGAUGCAGCACCAGGACCAAACAAAUCUCCUCCUUUGGCAAAAGAAGUGGAUAUGCGUGAGCUGAUUGGUAACAAAGGAGAAGAGGCCUUGCAAAAUAUUGGCUUCACCAG